AACAGUAAGAUGAUUGAAGACAAAGGUUAUAAGAAGCUAACUACAUUUACAGGUCUUUCUUAUGGUUCCUGGUGACUACACAUCCUCCCACGCUUGCUCAUUACAACAGUUAGUGCUUCACAGAGGUCCUGCAAUGGACAUUUACUGCAAGCUCUAGUUCCAAAACAGAAUCCAGGAAAUAUUUCUGACCAAGAGCUGGAUGAACAAGAAGUUCAAGGGGGGGUACUAAAGAGAGGAAAAGAAGCCCAUAAAAGAUGAGAAAAGCUGAAUGCUUGCCAAACAUAUUUAGGAAAAUUAUGGAUAGGCACCAAAUGUCCCAUUUACAUUGUAUGAACACUCUCCUUUUGGUGCUUAUUUGGACUGGCAUUGCAACGGCACAGAAGGACUGCACAGGUGUGGAGUGUAAGCAGCCAGAAAAUUGCAUUGAAGAAGUUCUAGAACCUGGAGAAUGCUGUGCUUCUUGUCUGCAGCAUGGCUGUACUUGUGAAGGAUACCAGUACUAUGACUGUGUGAAUGUGGGCUUUAUGAAUGGAAAAGUGCCUGAAGGACAGUCCUACUUGGUCGACUUUGGAAGCACCGAAUGUUCUUGUCCCAAAGGUGGGGGUAAAAUCAGCUGCCAAUUUAUGUUAUGCCCAGACCUUCCACAAAACUGCAUUGAUGCUGUCCUACCAGCAGAUGGAUGUCCCGAAUGUGGAAGAAUAGGCUGUGUCCACGAAGACCAGAAAUAUGCUGCAGGACAUACAUUCCACAUGCCUACGUGCAAAGUGUGUCAUUGCCCUAAUUCUGGCGGUGACCUCAUGUGCUAUCAGCUCCCAGAUUGCAAUGAAUCCAUGUUAACCUCCCCUAAUCCAUCUGAUACCGUGGAACUAGAACAGCACUACGAUGAUCCCUACAGUUACGACCAAGAGGCACCAGGAGAUGCCACUCAGGUGGAGCCACCCAAAAAGAAAAAGUUCUACAGUUAUUCAGCACAUUUGGAACAAGAGAGCACAGGCCAAGAACAAAGUGAGGAUUAUGACUACCUUGCAAGCAGUGUAACUCCCCCUUCACUGACUCAGUCUAUUUCAGACCCAGCAAGGCAGCAACAAACAAGCACAGAUAUUCCUCUCCUAAACCAUCCAGAAAAAAGGAGCAACAAUGCAAAUAGCAAGGUCAGGAUGAAUACAAGCACACUAUCAACAACCAAAGUACCACAAAGAUAUAAGAUGACCACCACAAAUAGUGUUUUAAAGGAAGAAGUCGUGGCAACCACUGAGACGCCCUGGAAUGCGGCAGAAGCCGAGAGACAAAACGCGAUCAGCCAUGAGAGAAUUGAGCAAGGAGAAAAUUCCCAUUUUAGGAUCAAACUGAACGUGAAGAAAGACCAGAAAUCAAAAGUACCCAAAUCAUUGGAUUUCAAGGAAUCCAAAGGAGAUAACUUCCCUGAAGUCAAAUUUAAUCCGACGCCUUCAUCGCUGAUUGCCCUGAAAGAAGAUCACAAUUGGAUAGCCCCCAAACAAUCUCAAACACUUUAUCAUUACCAGCCUGAUGAAGAUGUGGAUCCCAACUCUGUUCACACGACCUCCAAAUUGUCAGCAGCUUUGCAGACUCCCAAAACAAGAUAUCAUAAGAACAUUUCCUCCUAUGGAGAAGUAGAGACAGCCAAUUCAGCAAAAGAUUUAAUUGAAACUUGUUGUGCUGCUGGACAACAAUGGGCCAUUGAUAAUAAUGAAUGUAUGGAAAUUCCAGUAAGCAGAACAGGUGGUGAUAUUUGCAGUGACUUGGAAGACCAGAUCAGCAAGCAUGGCAUUAAACAGAAAUUUCACAGUACUAUUUUCAGAAUCCCCCUUCCUCAACAAGAGCCACUACAAAGUUUGCCUCCAAAAGGCAUUCCAAGAAGCUUAUUGAGAAGAAUUUCUCAAAAGCAGUGCUGUGUCUCGUACUUAAAGGAGAAUAGCUGCAUUGCUGGCAUGAUUGCUGCCAGAGAAGGUGAUUUGUGUGGAUCAGAUGAAAGCGACACCUGUGGAAGAUCAUUUUAUAAGGCAAGAUAUUCUGCUGAAUCUAUGUGGCAUCCUUGCUAA
Molecule: messenger RNA, 2060 nt
Organism: Protobothrops mucrosquamatus (brown spotted pit viper)
Lineage: Eukaryota; Metazoa; Chordata; Lepidosauria; Squamata; Viperidae
Product: fibulin-2
Exons: 7
Coding region: 255-2060 (601 amino acids)
Source: RefSeq, a predicted model, not a curated record